This is a messenger RNA of Ylistrum balloti, 459 nucleotides long. RefSeq lists its product as uncharacterized. The transcript is spliced from 5 exons. Gene Ontology annotation, molecular function: calcium ion binding. The record is from RefSeq and is a predicted model, not a curated record. Lineage: Eukaryota; Metazoa; Mollusca; Bivalvia; Pectinida; Pectinidae. Bases 1 to 459 code for a protein of 152 amino acids.
AUGAAGUCAUUAGGACUCUGGCUGCUGUUGGCAGCGAUACUGGUGGUUAUAGCUACUGAAGCAGACGCCGGCACAACCAAAACAAAGGUCAAGGUCAAGGUCAAAUUUACAAGGACAACAAAAAAGCGAAAUGGGCGUUCUAUUGAGGACACGGUGACACUCCCCUGCGACGUCAGAGAAUAUGACAUCAAUGAAGAUGGAAUGAUAAGCAGAUAUGAAUGGGAGGCCUACAUGUCAGAAUUCAACCCUGUGUUGAACUCUGAUACAUACGUGAAUCUUCUUACUCAACAACUCGAUACCAAUGGAGAUGGCGUUCUCCAGAUCGACGAGUUUUCGUUGGAUACAGAAUACAAAAAGGAUUGCCUCCAAAAUAAUGAGAUCGCCGCGGAAAACUCAGUAUAUGUGUGUUGUUCCACAAUGCCCAUGUUCGCAAGUCUGUCAUUGCCACGAAUGCCAUGA